Messenger RNA from Centrocercus urophasianus (Greater sage-grouse), 1476 nucleotides. RefSeq lists its product as uncharacterized. NCBI's taxonomy places the organism in Eukaryota, Metazoa, Chordata, Aves, Galliformes, Phasianidae. The record is from RefSeq and is a predicted model, not a curated record. Gene Ontology annotation, molecular function: protein binding. The transcript is spliced from 14 exons. Bases 309 to 1241 code for a protein of 310 amino acids.
GGAAGGAGCCCUGCGGAAGGGGCUGCGACAGCCACUGUGGGGCUUCAGGAGAAGGGAUUAUUGGCAGUGCCUGGAGCAGCUUUCCCUCGGGGAGGGAGGGAGACCGAGCCCUCUCUCCAGCAGCCUCCAUAGAGCCUCUACCUGCACGAAGGCACUGACAGCGCAGGGCCGUGGCCGCUGCUUCCUGCGCUCAGCCCUGCAGUGCAAAGUGCUGGCAGUGGCCAUGCAGCAGCUGGUGCAGAGCCCUCAGCUCCUGGAGGUGCGGCAUGUGGGGACUGCUGGGCUCCUGGUGGCUCUGAGGUGGUUUCAUGGAGUCUUGUGCUGUGUUUCAGUUCUAUGACUCGUCAGGCUCCAUCCUGGGUAAUGAAGAGCUGCGGGAGCCGUUCCUCUCCCUGGUGCUUGUGCUGACAGAGGUGGAUUUCUCCCUGAACCUGCAGAACUGCAGCUUCUUGGAUGAGAGCUGGCUGCUGCCGGUGUGCGUCAUGUAUGAGACGGUCCCAUGCCGAGCGCUGGGGAUGGUGGUGAGGUACGUGGAUGGCCGUGUCAUUGUCAUUGAGGUGCUUCCUGGGAGCCAGGCAGAGGUGGAUGAGGUGGUGCUGGCUGGGGACGUCCUAGAUGAGAUCAAUGGAUGCUCCUUGAGGAACGCCUACAGCGGGCAGGCCGGGGCGAUGCUGCAGAAGCUCAAGGGACAACCACUGAGCCUCCGUGUGCUGCGGUGGCAGGGGCACAAUGGUGAGGUCUAUGAGCCUUUGCUGCCCUACCUGGAGGCCGUGAAGAAGAAGGAGCCCCAUUUCCAGCUCCAGUGUGGCCCCAGGCACUGUGGCAGGGGGGAGAAGCGGAGGGUGCAGGGGGGCAGGCUGCUCUACAACCUGCGGUACCUGGGCCGGAUCGGUGUUGGGAUGUUUGGAGGCAAAGAGGUGCUGCAGAAAGCCAUUCCUGCUGUGCUGGAGAGCAGCUCAGCACCACGGGAGGUUUUAUUUGAUGUGAAGGAAACGGAAAUCCUUGUACAAGAGAAGGCAUCUCCCAGGGUCCUGUUUCGCCACCCCUACCCUGCAGUCUCCUGCGUGGGACGCUGCCUGAAGACCAGCAAUGUCUUUGCAUUCUGUGUCCUUGCCUCCUCAGGGAGCCCCAAAGGGAGCACGUUUGACUGCCUGGUGUUUGCAUCGAGUUCUGAGCAAGAAUGCGAGGAAAUCAUCCAGAGAAUUGCUGCAGGAUUUAAACACACCGAGUGGUUUGUCUGAUAAGGGAGGGCUGUGGCUCAGCUCUCCUCAGGCUCUGCUGACCCAGCUGUGCAAGAUGCAGGCUCUGGCUCCUCGAUCUGGAACUAGGAAGGUUUCCUUAUACUUGCAGGACAUUGCUGUGGAAGGAAGUGCAGCAAAAGCAGCUGGUCUUUAAAAAAAAAAAAUUGCAUGGAGAGGCCAGUGCUGACUUCCUGCGUGCCUUCAUCUAUGAACUACUGCUUUUCUUCUUCCUAAA